This is a messenger RNA of Capsaspora owczarzaki ATCC 30864, 2273 nucleotides long. The record is from the annotation of a RefSeq genome assembly. NCBI's taxonomy places the organism in Eukaryota, Filasterea, Ministeriida, Capsasporidae.
UUUCUCAGUCUCUUUUCUCAGUCUCUUUUCUCAGUCUUCCCUUUUCCCCCCCUUUUUUUGUUCUCUCUCUGUGUCUUUCCUCUCGCUCCACACCACACAUCCCAAAUGGCAUACAAGGCCAAGCUCAAGGCCCGGAUUGAGCUUCCGACGAGCGAGCAGAGCCUGCCUUCGCCCUUCCUCCUGACCUCAGGAACGUUCCAGGAAGGCGGCGUCACAGUGUCCAAGCAUGGCUUCACGUUCGAGCCAGAGAAAGUCGGAACACCGACUUUCAGUGGGCAAUUCGAGCUGGAACCGCUUCCAAGCACUGGCAUCUCAAAUUCCCCGUCCUUGGAUAGCUUCAGUCGGCUUGGAGCAGCCCCUCAGUCAGACCUCCACCCAGUUCCGUCUUCUGCGGACAAAGCCCUGCCCGCGAGCACAGGCUCGCCUGGUGACACGUACCAUGAUGACAUGGCGGACGAGUUUUGCUUUGACAUGCCAAACACGCAGCAGUCGCCAGCGCACAGCUCAUCGUUACCAUUGUCGCCUGCACCCAACGUCGCUCAUGGCCACCGCCACAGCUACUCGAGCACAAGCACGUCGUCGCUGCGCACCAGCUUGCAACACCUUGCGGUGACUCGUGCAAGAUCUACCUCGUCUUCGUCUCUCUUACGCCAGUCCGGAUCUGGAGCUCCUGCACCAGCAUCCCACUCCCCUGCAGCCGCUUUGGCAGACACAUCCGCUGCACAAAGGACUCAUGGUCACCAGUAUUCUCGAACGAUGAGCUACGACGCCUCGAGUGGCCGGCCGUUAGGCGAAGACGUAGGAGCCUCCAGCGGCGCUCCGUUGACUCGUGUCGCUUAUCACGGAUCGGGCUCCAAUCUUGCGCGAACCGCCACCGUCAGCAACCACCCCCUUGCACGCAGUGCCUCGUCUGAUGGAUUGCUGCAUGAGCUCAAUGACGAGUUUGUUGAAGACGAGCCGGCGCAAUCGUAUUCGCCUGCAAUUUCGAGCUAUUCCAGCUUCAAUCCCAACAUUCCCGCCAAUGUUGCGCGCACGCUCAUCCAGCUCGAGGGCCGGGAUCCAUCGGUAUUGGGGCGAAGAAGCAGUGUCAUUCCAAUCGAAGAAACCGGAUACUACACUGGUUCGGCAGCUCAGAGCAGGCUUUCUUCGCAUGUCAGUCUGACUCAAACCAGUGCGUCCAGCUCUCCAACAGGGCCCAAUCGAGGCCCAGCAAUCCCACCGACCCGCCCCCCUUUGGCAGAGGUCAGACUUGAGGAUUUGGAUGUGGUUGGCGUUAUUGGUCGCGGAAGCGGUGGCGCUGUGCACCGUGCACUUCAUGGUCCUUCAGGGCAGACCAUUGCGCUCAAGGUGAUUCCAUUAGAUGUCACCGAUAGAAUCCGAAAGCAGAUUCUGCUGGAAUUGCGCACCUUAUACGAGGCCAAUUGUCCGUAUGUCGUGCGAUUUCACGGAGCGUUUUUCCAUGAAGGCUCCAUUUCCAUCGCGCUCGAGUACAUGGACGCCGGUUCGCUGCACAGCGUCGCCGAGGCUGCAGAGGGUGGUAUUCCGGAACUGGUGCUGGCCAAAGUUGCCGAGCAGAUUCUUCACGGCUUAGUGUACCUGCACAAGGAACGUCACGUUAUUCAUCGCGACAUCAAACCCUCCAAUCUUUUGAUCAACCGGCAGGGACAAGUCAAGAUUACAGACUUUGGGGUGAGCGGGCAUCUGGCCACUUCCAUUUCGAGUUGUGUGUCCUGGGUGGGCACCAUCACGUACAUGUCUCCAGAGCGAAUUCGAGGGCAUUCGUACUCGGUCAUGUCCGAUAUCUGGUCGUUCGGGCUGUCCAUGAUGGAGCUCGCCCUGGGCCAUUUUCCAUUCCCUCUGCCAUCUGCCAACGACGGCAGUCGGCCCAGUGGCAACAACGAGGAAGACCGGCAGCAGAUUGACUUGGAAGCGUCCGGUUCGGUGCGGUUUUUCGAAUUGCUCUAUCAUAUUGUAGAGCAGCCCUCGCCAACGUUGUCUUCAGCAACAUUUUCGCCCGAAUUUGUCCAGUUCUGCGCCGACUGUCUGAACCUUCAAAGCGUCCAACUGCGCAACAACUCUUGGGAUCGCCCUUCAUUCGCAAACACAAGGCCACCGCUUUCGACUUGGGUGAAUGGGUCUCGCAACGCAGCCGGCCUUGAGUUGUUCCGUCGAUCAAGCAGAAGAAGAAGAAGAAGAAGAAGAAGCGGGGUGUGUUUUGUCAUUUUGUUAUUCUAGCUGCCUUGUAAUUUAAAUUUUUACAUUUUACGAACGCA